Prorocentrum cordatum is the source of this 3723-nucleotide messenger RNA. The record is from the annotation of a GenBank genome assembly. NCBI's taxonomy places the organism in Eukaryota, Dinophyceae, Prorocentrales, Prorocentraceae.
UUCGACGACCACCAAACAUUCGACACUUGCACUCAUUCUCCCGGCGGCGAUCACCAAAUCACACAGUGCUUCUCCGAGAAGAAGGGGCUUCUGUUCGAAGCGCUUCUGAGCGAGGACGUGGUUCGGGCGGAGAUCGCGAAAUCGGCCGCGCGCCGACGGGAGUUGAUGCGGCAAAUGGCCCAGGACCUCCACAGCCUUCCGGUCGACGACAACGCCGUCGACGCCUUCGAGUCACGCGUCGGCGAGAAGCUCCCGUUCGGGGGCUUCGCGAUCGUAGCCCACGCGAAGGUUUUCCACAGCGGUGCCGACAAUCGGCGCGACGGGCUGGCGCAGGCGUCGGAGGUCAAACCUGGCGCCUAUCGCCUCGUGGAGUAUGAGACAACACAGCAGGCGCUGUACCUGAAGGCCAGGUGCGGGAAGUACUGCGACAAAGAGGCCUUCGCACUUUCCGUGCGGCGAUUGCAAGCAGUUCAUGCCGACGAGGACCUUGGCUAUCUGCGCCACCUCAUGCUCCUUCGGCCGCCCCCGGCGCUGAUCUUCGAGAGCAAGACGCCGCAGCCGCGCGCGGCGCCCCCGCUGGGCGAUGCCUUCGGUUCGGAGACAGCGUUACAUUGGGAGGUGUUGAACAACUGCGAUCUGGACUCGCUCCGCGCGGCUGCCCUCGGCGUCGCACUUCCCUGCAACGGCUUCGCCAUUGAAGUCCGUCGGCGCGAUCUCAUUCACUCGCCUGCAGAGGGCGUCGGGGCGCGCCGCUGCGACCCGAUGGGCGGUGCCGAGGGGGCAAGCGAAGGUGCCUGCACGCGUUUAAAUUGGGCUCUCAGCGCCUUGGGGGAACAGGUUCCAACCGACAUGGCAGGGCAUUUCCGCGCCCUGGAGCACGGAAACGCUUGGCUGGCAGAACGUGGCGUGCGCGUGCUUCCUCAGCCGCGCGGCCCCAACAGCCCUGGGCGUUACGUCAAGUGGGAGCCAUUGCCCAGGAAGACCCGCCAGAAACAGCGCGUCGGGCACUUCGUGGCAGUCGUCGUGCAUCGCGAUGGCGUCACAGUGACAGAUCGGAAGAGCGGGAGGUACGCUUCGCAGGAAUAUUGCUCUGCGGAUGAUAUCCCGGGCGUUCAGCGCCACAUGUGGUUUCUCUUGCAGGACGUCGCUCCCGACGCGGGGGCCCUCGCGGAGUGCGUGCCGGAUUUGCAGCGCGAGAUCGACGCGGAUGAUUUGACCGAGAGCAUUUUGGAACGUUGGGGGCCCGCGGAUUUUCAGCGAAUUCUCCGGCGGCGUGGCGACUUCAUAUUUGCUCACGAGGUGGAGGGCGAGCCCGACAACAUGCUCAGCGUCGUCGCCAAGGUCCGCGCCAAGGCGGCCGAGCUAAUCGCACAGCGGCCGACGUUGCCUGACGAAGGCGAGAAGGGCGCCCUCAAUGUCAUCGCUCUCCAUAUGCGAUGGAAGACCGCCUGUGGAGUUCAGCGCGGGACCGGCGUGCGCCGGCUCGAGUUGGCAUUGCUGAAGGCGGCCGCCAUGUUCGCGGAUAUCAUGGGCAAUUGCGUGACCAAGGACGUGACGGCCGUGUUCGAUGUGAUGUUAGCUCAACCUAGGAGGGCGUCAACCCUGGCGCCCAUUACUUCGAUCGACACCAAGGAGUUCCGCAGUGCGAAGCCGGUGGGAUUCUCUGCGUGGGCCAUGGGCGCCUUCAAAAACAUGUCGGUGGUUGCAAUCCGUUUCGUUGGGGGGAGUUCCUAUGGCUCGCCGGUGGAAAUGGUCGGCAUAUGGAAGCAGGAGGAGCGCCCGGAGCAGCCCAGCACCGUGGUCGUUUUCGAAGAUGCGUGUGUUAAGAUUCGCCCAGAGAAGCCAGAGAACAGCGCCGAGCGCAUGCAGAAUGUCGCGAAGUCGAUCGAGCACAAAUCGUGCUUCUUCAUCCCGUGCAGCAUCGUGCUGGAGCUCUCCCUGGAAGCACUUGCUUUCAUGAACCAAGUGAUGCCUCCAGUCCUCUUCCUCGAGUACGCGGACGGUGGGAGCUCGAAGUCGGCGCGGACGUUGUUGAGAGACAACGUGUGGCGGGGGCACCACGAGGUAGUCUCUCCGCGGUGCUUCCAGGAGCCCGACGAGUCCCGCAGGCAGGGGGGGCAGUUCGCGCCAGCGGAAAUCCUUACCAUUCAGGAGUGCGCCCCCGGGGGGCCCAUGGUCGAGGACGUGAUGAAGUCUUUCAUCAGCGGAGAUCGUUUGAUGUGCCGGCCCCUGUUCGGCACGAUCACUGCUUAUUACCGCUGGAACCGCGCGGCGCGCUUCUGGGAGGUUAACUGGGGUUUCCCCAGCAUGUCAGGCAGCCCAGAUGACGUCAGGAAGCUGUGCGCCUUCGAGCGCCGCAUCAGGGUUGUGAAGCUCCUGGCGACGUUUACCAGUGACCCAGCGAAGGUCGACGUUGAAAACCGCAUCUUCAAAGAGGACACCGAGCUGGGCGAGCUCUUGGAAAGCCCAUUUGCUCGGCAGGCUUAUUUGGAUACAAAUUUGAUUCCGUGGAUUUUAGAGCACUCUGCGUCGGAGUGCAGUGCAGUGGUGAUGACUCCGCCGCCCGAGAACCUCAAUGAGAGCAGGCUCAUCGUGGCCGCCAUGGCCAGCGGCGGCCUCCAUGUGCCAGAGUCGUUCCGAGCGCCGGAGGAGGGCGCUGCCGCGACGGAGAGCGCCGAGAAGAUAUUUCGCGACGUUCACGCUAAACAGGCGGCCAACAGCAUCAUCAAGACGCACGCGAUCGAGCAGGCGGGCGGCGCCGCAGUCUUCGGCGGAGGGUUCGCCCCCUGGCGCAGCGCGCGGGAAUGCAGGGAGUUUCAUCGGGAUCGCCCCGAGGGCGGCGACGCCGAAGACGCGUCAGAGAUCGCCGUCCGCAACCAGUGCGGGUCUCUCAUGGGGACGUGCAACUACCAGAGGUUGUCUGAGAAGGUGGAUUCGGGAGAGAUUGCCGACGCAGGCUACGCGAAGAUGCCGAUGCAGCGGAGCGUCCGCUGCGGCGGCGGCAUGGCGCAGAUCGAGGUGCCGUGCUGCCGCAAGUUCGGCAUCCCUGGCUGUCGCCUGGCCCAGCGCCCUUCCCUGCAGUGGAUGGUCCGCGACGACAGGGCAGUCGCGCUGUCGCUGGAGCCAUCGAUUUCCUUCCAGGGCGGGAAGGAAUCGUGGGAGACCAAGACGGCUGACAUCAACAACUGCUUUGUUGCCCUCAUAGUCAAGGAGAUCGAGCAGGUGUGCCAGAUGAAGGAGGAAUUGCCUGCCCUCGCGGCGUUUGCCGCCAACUGCAAGGCAUGGCGCUCGGCUCUCGCCGCCUACAUGUCAGCGUCCGCGAGGGUGGCAAAGAAGCCCCUGGUCAAGAGCGUGCACCUGGGCAAGCCAGAUUGCGACCUCCCGUUCCUGUGGAAUCUUUCGGUGGGCAUGCACACGGCGGUGGACUUGCUGCUGGCCCAGGACAAGUUCACAUGCAUGGAAGGCCGCUUUGAGAAUCGCCGCUGUCCUCCCGCAUCGAAGCUCCACUACGCCCUGAGCUCGAUCGAGGACAUGGUCUUGGCAGACCUGGAUGCCGAGGCGGCUUCCAUCCACGGGGUGUCUGUGAACGCGUGCAUGUUUGACGGUGCCAUGUUCUUGACGCCCGAGGACGCCGUGGCCGAUCUCCGCGCGGCAGCAAAUGCCGUCGCAGCCAAGUGUGGGCUGCGCAUCACCGUGGAAGUGAUCGGCGAUGGCCACGCUUAG